UGUGGUUGGGGUACCUUAUUUGGGUAUCGCACUGCGAACAGUCACAACCCUUGGGCACAGGUGUUGCAUUACACCAUCUUCCACCUUCCAUCUACUAAUUAACCAAUCUACAUCUUGAAUCCGCUCCGUUUCCUGCCUUCCCUUUAGCAGCCUGUUCCAGCACUGUUUCAGUCCCAAUUGAUAUGUCCGAUUCUCCCGGACUGGUAUAUCUGCAACAGAGCGAAUAAUCCGAUGAUGCUGUUACCUGCAAGGGCAGCGGCGUCCGUCUGCCCUCGGUGUGCGUCCAUUCCUCCCGCGACCGGUCGCUACUUUUCCCACUCGGCCAUUCGUCGCGAGUCGAACCGGUAUACCCAGGAUUUGACGUCGGGUUACACGAGCAGCUAUGACCCAUCGCUCGAGACCGGGCGUGGCCCGAUGUUCACCAAGGCCAAGUUCGGCGUCCCCAAGUUCUACCCGCGCGACCUGAAGAAGCGCGUCGACGAAUACGUGGUUGGACAAGACAGGGCCAAAAAGACCAUCUGCGCUACUAUCUUCAACCAUUACCAGAACCUUCGGAGGAGGAGACAACAUGAACAUGAGGAUAAGAAGCUUCGGGAGAAGCUUCAAAGGCACCGCUAUGCCAGAGAUAGGGACCUGCACGACAAGUUCCGUGAUGCCCACCCUACCCAAGACGACUUUCCCGGUCAAUUGGAGGCGACUGAACAUUUGCGCGAAGGCUACGUACCCCCGCCUCCGCCUGAUGACCUCGCCAUAUCCGACGAGCCUGAGGGCCCGCGCCGUGUCAAGGUCGACAAGUCGAAUAUUCUGGUCCUUGGACCGACUGGGACAGGCAAAACUUACAUUCUCGAGACCUUGAGCAAGCAACUCAGGGUGCCAUUUACGAUAGCCGACUGUAACUCUUUCACGCAAGCGGGAUACAUUGGUCAGGAUGUCGAGAGUUGUAUCGAGAGACUUUUGGUAGAAGCCAACUACGAUAUCAAAGCCGCCGAGCAUGGCAUCGUCGUGCUGGAUGAGUUCGACAAAAUUGCUCGGCGCGAGACGCCCAACGGCAGAGACGUCAGCGGCGAGGGCGUGCAGCAAGCAUUGCUCAAGCUUGUCGAGGGAACGAAAGUCACGAUAAACGUCAAGGAUAACCGGUCAUCACGCACUGCUUCCCCUAUCACGACCAACUAUUCCACGUCAGGGUCGACGUCGGCACCACAGUCGACGCCGCCGCAGAGCAAGGUCGAGCAGUACAACGUCGACACCUCCAACAUCUUGUUCGUCUUCUGCGGGGCCUUCGUGGGCUUGGAUAAAACCGUCAUACGGCGGGUUUCGAAGCCCUCGAUAGGAUUCGGGUCAGACUUGCGCGGUCGCCAGACUCUCUCAGGCACCCAGCAUGAUCUGCCGAGGCAUCUCUUUUCCCACCUCGCACACGCGGACCCCGGGUUGCCAGCAUCGGCGUUUACGCCGCUCGAUCUCACGACGCCCAUGGAUUUGCAAGCCUUCGGCUUCAUCCCGGAGCUGAUCGGCCGGGUACACAAUAUUUGCGCUCUGAGCUCGUUGUCUCUAGAUGACUUGUUCAGGAUUUUGACAGAACCGCGCAACAGUCUCGUAGCGCAGUAUACGGCACUUUUCGAGACGUAUCCAUCACAGCUGCACUUCACUAGACGGGCCCUAUACGCCAUAGCUGGGAAGGCAGCCAAGACGCAGACAGGGGCUCGUGGGUUGAAGAUGGAGAUGGAGCGGAUUCUGGCUGAGCCGAUCUUCGACGCCCCCGUCCCAUACGUCUUGAUUACGGAGGGAUGCGUUCAUGGGACAGAAAAACCCGGCUACUGGGGCAAGGAUGGCCGUAUGGAGUUGGAAAGGCGAAUUCAAGAAGAGGACGCAGGACCUGCUGCUCGCCAGCCGGAGACCACCACGACAUUCGAGCAGUAUAGGGAGGCUGGCCAAGGUGGUGCUUAACAAGGGCAGAAUGGCAGGUGUCGAGAAGGGCGUGAAAGCUGUGAAGGGUAUGACUGACUACUGGGAGACUGGAGCUACGAAGCGUUUGUGUUUUAUGAGAGUACCUACUCGUUUUAUGAUUUGGGCGAAGGAAUUAGGUAGGGCAGGACCUUCAUCAGAGGAUCUGAUUUCGGCUACCUCGGGCGUCGCAUUUUGUUUGUAUUGCAGUGGGGCUUAUGAGGAUACGGAUACGUUGGGGGGUUUUUCCUUCUUUUUUUUUCUUUUCUUCUUUCAAUGGAUCAAUCGAAAGUCAUGUUGCCAGGAGAUAUUGACAGUCCGAAUCCCAUGCUACUCACUCCGGACAGCCAAAGAAAGCUGUCAUUGACUUU
This is a messenger RNA of Sodiomyces alkalinus F11, 2312 nucleotides long. RefSeq names its product ATP-dependent Clp protease. Bases 235 to 1944 code for a protein of 569 amino acids. The transcript has 3 exons. Gene Ontology annotation, biological process: proteolysis; protein catabolic process. Gene Ontology annotation, cellular component: mitochondrial matrix. Lineage: Eukaryota; Fungi; Ascomycota; Sordariomycetes; Glomerellales; Plectosphaerellaceae. The record is from RefSeq and is a predicted model, not a curated record. Gene Ontology annotation, molecular function: ATP binding; ATP hydrolysis activity.